Messenger RNA from Lobosporangium transversale, 531 nucleotides. RefSeq names its product ribonuclease H-like domain-containing protein. The record is from RefSeq and is a predicted model, not a curated record. NCBI's taxonomy places the organism in Eukaryota, Fungi, Mortierellomycota, Mortierellomycetes, Mortierellales, Mortierellaceae. Gene Ontology annotation, cellular component: mitochondrion. Gene Ontology annotation, molecular function: nucleic acid binding; 3'-5'-RNA exonuclease activity. The annotation marks the transcript as partial. The transcript is spliced from 3 exons.
UUGGUGUGGAUUGACUGUGAAACAACGGGUCUUACAGAUACUGAUAAGCUACUCGAGAUUGCGGUUAUCAUCACAGAUGAUAAUUUGAAUAUUGUUGCUGAGGGACCAAACUUAAUCAUUAAUCAACCAAAAGAGAUAAUGAGUAGGAUGGAUAAAUGGUGCACCGAACAGCAUGAGAAAUCUGGAUUGACAGCAGCUGUUCUUACUUCUGAGAUAUCUACAGAAGAAGCGUGCAAUCAAGUUCUUCAGUUCAUAAAGCAACAUAUUCCGCAACCUCGGCGCGGUAUCCUCGCGGGUAGCAGCGUCCACUUUGAUAAGAAAUUUCUGGAACGCGAAAUGACACCUGUUGUGAAUCAUUUACAUUACCGAAUUAUAGAUGUCUCGACUAUCAAAGAGUUAAGCAAAAGGUGGUUCCCAGGUGAGUAUAAGAAACUCCCAGAAAAAGUAGGAACACAUCGUGCGUUAAAAGACAUUAAGGAUUCUAUCAGGGAACUCCAGUUCUAUCGUGAUACAGUCUUCAAGCGGACAUAG